Messenger RNA from Colletotrichum truncatum, 2118 nucleotides. Its product is annotated as long-chain-fatty-acid-ligase faa2. Gene Ontology annotation, cellular component: endoplasmic reticulum; membrane. Gene Ontology annotation, molecular function: long-chain fatty acid-CoA ligase activity. The record is from RefSeq and is a predicted model, not a curated record. Gene Ontology annotation, biological process: long-chain fatty acid metabolic process. NCBI's taxonomy places the organism in Eukaryota, Fungi, Ascomycota, Sordariomycetes, Glomerellales, Glomerellaceae.
AUGGCGCCCGCAAAAGACACAGCCGCAUACAUUCAGGAGCUGUCCACUCCUCCGCCGCCUGGCUCACCAUAUGCAGUUCCUGUACCGGGGUCUGAGAAGGAAGGUCGCAGUGCUAUUUACCGUCAUUGGCGCUUUCGCGACGGGCCUCUUCUGUCCACCUUCGAUCCCGCCAUCCAGACCGUUCACGAUUUGUUCGAGGACGCCGUUCGGAAACGGCCCAACGCGAAGUGUCUGGGCCAUCGAGCCUGGAAUGCGACGACCAAGGACUGGGAGAACAAAUACACCUGGGCCACCUACGCCGAGGUUGCCGAGCGUCGCAAGAACUUUGGCGCUGGUCUCAUAGAGAUUCACCACAAGAUCGGUAUUACCAACGACAAUUACGGCGUUGGCUUGUGGUCGCAGAAUCGCCCAGAAUGGCACAUCACUGAUCUCGGUGCCGCAUCCCAGUCCCUCUUCACUGUCUCCCUGUACGAGACCCUUGGCCCCGAUACGACCGAAUACAUCAUCAACCACGCGAGCCUAGCCUGCGUCGUUACCUCCUUGCCGCAUAUCCCGGUCCUGCUGAAGCUUGCCCCACGCCUGCCUUCUUUGAAGCUCAUUGUCUGCCUCGACUCUCUGGACGCUGGCGAGCAGACCGGCUACUCCAAGCUGUCUGUUCUGAACGGCAUUGCUGCUCAGCAUGGCAUCCAGAUCUAUUCCAUGGCUGGUGUUGAGGAGAUUGGUGCCAGGUCUGGACAUCCCAUGCACCCCCCGCGCCCAAGCAACCUCGUCACUAUCAACUACACCUCCGGAACCACCGGCAUGCCUAAGGGUGUCGUCUUGACCCACGGCAACGCUGUUUCUGCCCUCUCAGCCGCCAGAUCUGCUGGAACUGUGACAUCCAAGGACGUGCAUAUCUCCUACCUGCCGUUGGCGCAUAUUUACGGAAGAAUGGUCGACCAAACCGCCCUUGCCGAGGGUGCUGCCGUCGGUUUCUUCCGCGGCGACAUUGUCGGCUUGGUUGACGACAUGAAAAUUCUUGAGCCAACAGGGUUCAUGUCUGUUCCUCGUCUUUACAACCGCUUCAACUCGGCCAUUCGAGCUGCCACCAUUGACGCUGAUGGCGUCAAGGGAUCCCUGUCUCGCCAAGUUAUUACCACCAAGAAGGCCAAUAUGAAGCUGCCAGUGGGCAAGGCAAGCAACACGCACUUCCUGUACGACAGAAUUUGGACUCCCAAGGUCCGCGCUGCUGUUGGCCUGAAGAAGGCUCACAGCAUGAUUAGCGGCAGCGCGCAGCUGGACCCUGAUGUGCAUGAGUUCCUGCGGGCUGCUUUCGGCAACAACUUUGUGCAGGGAUACGGCCUGACGGAGUCGUACGCCGUCUCGACUGUUCAGAUGAAGGGUGACUUCACCCUGGGCAACAUUGGGCCUCCGGCAGCUUGCAAUGAAGUCUGCCUUGAGUCUGUCCCUGAUUUGGAGUACCUCGUUACCGACAAGCCUCACCCGCGUGGUGAAAUUCUUCUCCGUGGCCCUAGCAUCUUCCAGGAGUACUACAAGAACGAGGAGGAGACCCGAAAGGCCAUUGAUGCCGAUGGCUGGUUCCACACCGGAGAUAUUGCCGAGGUUGACAGCAUGGGUCGCUUCAAGAUUGUUGACCGUAAGAAGAAUGUUCUCAAGCUCUCUCAAGGAGAAUACAUUUCUCCUGAGCGUAUCGAGAAUGUUUACCUUGGCAGCUGCAACUUGGUUACCAUGGCCUACGUUCACGGUGACCCGGCCCAGUCCACACUUGUCGCCAUCUUCGGCAUCGACCCCGAGACCUUCGCGCCGUUCGCCAGCAAGAUCCUCAAGAAGUCAGUCGACAAAACUGACCUCACAGCCCUCAAAGUCGCCGCCAACGACCCCAAGGUCAAGAAGGCCUUCAUCGCGGAGCUGGACAGGAUCGGUAAGAAGCACAAGUUCAACAGCUACGAGCGAGUGCGCAAUGCCUUUUUUGCCAUCGACCCUUUCACCAUUGAUAACGAGCUAUUGACGCCUACUCUUAAGUUGAAGAGGCCGCAGACUGCCAAGGCGUUCCGCGCGCAAAUUGACCAGCUGUACGAGGAGGUUAAUGCGGAGCCUUCGGCCAAGCCCAAGCUAUAG